This is a messenger RNA of Lycium ferocissimum, 1296 nucleotides long. RefSeq lists its product as uncharacterized. Bases 1 to 1296 code for a protein of 431 amino acids. Lineage: Eukaryota; Viridiplantae; Streptophyta; Magnoliopsida; Solanales; Solanaceae. The transcript is spliced from 2 exons. The record is from RefSeq and is a predicted model, not a curated record.
AUGUCCUUUAAACAAAGAGAAUUGAAAGAAUUCCUAAAGAAGAAUAAAGUGGACCUGAUGGGCUGUUAUGAAACAAAGGUUAGAGACAAUAAAGCAAGCAAAGUACAGCAUGCUCUUGCCUCAGGAUGGAGCUUUACUUGCAAUUAUGGCUCUGCUAUCAAUGGAAGAAUUUGGUUAAUUUGGAAUGCAAGUGUGGACCUUCUAGUUGUGAAGGAGACUAAUCGGGCUGUACAAUGUCUUGUGCAUAACAGGAACUCCACAUUUAGCAGCACAAUUACUUUUAUCUAUGGACUCCAUACUGUAGCUGAUAGACUAACACUGUGGCAACAAUUGAGAGAUAUGCACAAUACUAUACAGGGGCCUUGGCUAAUUGUUGGAGAUUUUAACAAUGGACUAAUAGUUAAUGAUAGAAUUAAUGGGGCACCAGUGCAUCAAGCAGAAAUUACUGAUUUCCAGGACUAUAUGGAGGACCUGGGAUUAGGAACACUAACUAGAAGUGGAUGCUCAUAUUCCUGGAGUAACAAAAGGGAUGCAGGUGAAAGAAUAUAUAGCUUAAUUGAUUGGGCAUUGGGGAAUGCUGCAUGGUUUCACACUUACACUGGCAUUAGCUCCUUACUUAUGCUACGACAAUGCUCUGACCACUCCCCUAUUAUGCUAAAAACUACCUUAAACAGGUCCUCUAGGAAAACACCCUACAGAUUACUAACAGUGUUGUUGCAGAAAAAUCAAUACAAACAAGCUGUUAAGAAAAUUUGGGAAAGGAACAUACCAGGAUUUACCAUGUAUAGUAUAUGGAGAAAACUCAAGCUUUUGGAACUGUAUACUAGAAAUAUGCACAAGGAAUACUCAUCCCUAGAACUGAGACUGGUGGAACUCAAAAGGAGAUUAAAGGAUAUACAGGAUGACUUGAAUAUGGACUACUUCAAUCAACAACUCAUAGAGGAGGAAAGAACUAUCAGUCAACAAAUUGUGAAGUGGGAUGGUAUACAUGAAAAGGAAUUUAGAGGUUUUUUCCAACAAUUAGUAGGUGCAGCUGCUCAAUCAUUACCAUGCUUAGAUAUAACUAUUCCUAGAGAUGUCCCCUACUUGACUCUUAGUCAACAACAACAAAUGGUGUUGAUAAUAACCAGAAAAGAAAUACUAGAUGUUGUUGUUGAUUUGCCCCUUGAUAAAGCACCUGGCAUUGAUGGUUAUCUAGCAGAGUUCUUCAAACAAAAUUGGGAUGUAGUAGGAGAAGAUGUUAUAAAAGCAGUAACUCAGUUCUUUGAAUCAGGGAAAAUUCUCAAAGAGGGUUAA